AUGGAUUCUCACAGGUCGUCUUUUUCAGUUCCACCCGAUUAUAUCACCGGGACUGGGGUUGACAACCAUGCGAUAGAGGUUAGGUGCAAGCUCCACCCUUUUGCCAAGAAAAACCAGGAUGAAAAUGUCCUUCCUCUUUUCGAGAAUACCUUAGUCUUAGGCCUUCACUGGUUCAGUUCUAUUCCUGCUGAAAUGGCAGAAUUGUUCAAGAAUGACGCUGAAGCUCCCCUUUGUUUCCAGAGUUCCUCUGCCUUGGCCUCCUCGGUAGUUCUGCUUGAGAACAGACAUCUGGCAGAGGCUCUACACAACCAUAUUGAUGUGGGGGUUGGACCCAUAAUUCUAGCCCAUUUAUUCAUGAAUUUGCACACAGCCACGCUGGAGAAUCCUCUGAACAUGUCUGCUCCUGGUGCGUUCUGGAUGAUCCAGAUUUGGCUGCAGGUGUAUUUCCCUGAGUUGAGGUUUCCAGACAUAAUUAUGCUUGAAGACCAAGUUCUGGCUCUACCCUUGAUAUUAGCAGAAGUGCCCAAGAGGUCCAUUAAAGAGUAUCUGAUGCUUUUUAGGCAUUGUACAAAGAGGCCAGCAGCUCAAUGGCAGAUCGUGAUCAGAAGGUCCUAUCCUUGGUUCCAGCCUGGAGACCGGCUACUUGUGAAGGAGCCAGAAGAGGAAUCUGCCAGAACAAACUUCAGGAAGAAAUUCCUAAGUGUUACCCUGCCAAGAGAUCUGCCCCAUGGAGGAGGAAAGCCUCCAAAUUAUCAUUUGGGGGCAAAGUCUAUCAUCCCAACUUCUAUGCAAGGCAACUUGGCUGCCCACAGCUCAUUCUACUCAAAUCCUAUAGGAGUUGCAAUCAUGCCACUUCUUGGAGGGACCUGGAUGACUUGGAGGUGCACAAAGAUGCCAGGGGAGGAGACCCAUAAAUUCAUGGUGCAGACUAUCAAGGCCAUCAAUGCUCAAGCCAUAGAAGAUCCUUCUUUGACAAGGGACAUAGGUGGCCAGUCUGUCCAGGCUGGGGAAGUGAUUGUUACUUUUGUCAUUUCUGAUGGGGAUUUGGAGCUUCCUUUUGGAGAUGAGGAGGAUGAAACCCUGGCAGAAGAACCUCCUGUUGAGGCUACUCCUUCUGCUAGAAGGAAGAGAAAAGAAACUGCUCCUGCUCAGGACAGUGCUGUCAUGCCUGACACUUCUAUUGAAAGUCCUCCUCCUGCUCCUACUAAGUCAAAAAGACUUAGAAAGAGGACUUUGGUGGAGUAUGUGGCCACAGAAGAGCCUGCAGCAGCUCCCACAACCACUUCUGGCACAAAUGCAGAACUUAGGGAGACUUUUGAAGCUGUGGACAAUUUCUAUCUUUGUAUUUCUUCUGUUUAUGAUUUCUGCCUACUUGCAAGAGGAAAUCCCUGCCGAAGUGAUUGCAGAAAGCAUCGCCUCUUGGCGCAGAGACAACAAGAGGUCCCAAGGGCAGAGCUGACUAGUUUAGAGUUGGCUCUUUUUGAGGAUGCAAAGGCAGAGCACUCCACUGCCAUUCCAGCAUCUGAGGAGCAGGCGGAGCACUCUUCAUCAGAGCUUGUGGAGCAGGCAGAACUACCUGUUGCAGUCCCAAAAGCUGGAGUGGAAGUGGCUGCUACUGUUCAUGACGUUGUGGUAGAAGUGCUUAGAGCUACUGGCGUUUUGGUAGUGAUAACCAGCCCUAUGAAGCGUCCAAUUGUUGUCAUGCCUAUCCAUUCCCUUCCAGGUUCAUCUGUACCGCUUCCUAUGCUAAUCUAG
This is a messenger RNA of Prunus armeniaca (apricot), 1755 nucleotides long. The record is from the annotation of a GenBank genome assembly. Lineage: Eukaryota; Viridiplantae; Streptophyta; Magnoliopsida; Rosales; Rosaceae.